AUGUAUCCAAAGGAGUCUAAGGAGUUAGAGAAGCAAGUGCGUGAUCUCAUGGAUAAAGGGUACAUCAAAGAGAGCCUCAGCCCCUGUGCGGUACCAGUUCUCUUAGUUCCAAAGAAGGAUGGUACAUGGAGGAUGUGUGUUGAUUGUCGAGCAAUCAACAAUAUCAUCAUCAAGUAUCGACAUCCCAUUCCAAGACUAGAUGACAUGUUGGACGAGUUAAGUGGUGCAAUCUUCUUCUCCAAAAUUGACUUGAGGAGCGGCUAUCACCAGGUCCGAAUGAGGGAAGGAGACGAGUGGAAAACCGCGUUUAAAACCAAGCAAGGUCUCUAUGAGUGGCUUGUCAUGCCAUUUGGGUUAACCAACGCCCCAAGCACCUUCAUGCGACUAAUGAACCAGGUUCUAAGGUCAUUUAUUGGUUUUGUAGUGAGUAAACAGGGCCUACAGGUGGAUGAGGAGAAGAUUAAGGCAAUAAGAGAAUGGCCUACUCCAACUUCGAUUGGACACGUUCGCAGCUUUCAUGGUCUCGCACGCUUCUACAGGAGGUUCGUCAGGGAUUUUAGUACAGUGGCUGACCAAUGA
This is a messenger RNA of Camelina sativa (false flax), 579 nucleotides long. Lineage: Eukaryota; Viridiplantae; Streptophyta; Magnoliopsida; Brassicales; Brassicaceae. The record is from RefSeq and is a predicted model, not a curated record.